AUGCAGCAAAGCUUCACUGACGGCUUGCCCGUCAUUUGCUCGCCUUCUUGCGACGCGGUUGCAAUCCCAAUUCGAAACCGCGCGACGCAAUCAACGGGCGGGUCACCAGACCUUCCUAAGACUGGUGAAUCUUUCUAUAUUCCCUCACCAACAUCUCAACUCGCCGAGCUAGGCCAGCAGGCCCAGUCGCAACAACCGUCAUCAACUUUAUUUCCCAGCACGGUAAACACAUCUAUCCCAGCGUAUCAGUACCCUCAAGUGAAUUCGGCCAGCUCUUCGUCACAGGGUGUAUGGCCUACACCACCUUCUACGACCUGUGAAGAAGACGUGGACAAUUAUUCAUUCCACGGUUCACCUGCAAGUGUUUCUUGUAGGACCCAGCCUUACUCAACACAUUCGUCAGCAGCCAGCCCGGGUACUUGGCCCGCUCAGGAAGAACAUCAUUUCCAAAUGCCCACCUACAAUUACCCUUCUUACACUCAACCACAGUACGGCCAGCAAUACUUCACGCAGGCCGGUUAUGAGAGUCAGAGCUAUCCGCGCACCGACAUGAACGUGGAUGUCAUGGCUCAGCAAGAAUUGCCGUCCACUGCAUCUGAGCUAGCUGAGUCAGAGAGUCAAGCUGCGGUCGCUGAGGGCGAGGCAGAGAAACCGAAACAGGGAUGCACGAGUACAGCAGGGAAGAAGGUAGAGGAACCAUACGCACAAUUGAUAUGGAGAGCCUUCUUGAGUACCCCGACACACUCGAUGUCACUGCAACAGUUAUACCAAUGGUUCCGUGACAAUACGGAAAAGGCUAGAAAUGACAAUCCUGAAAAAGGCGAGAAGGGGGAUACUCGUGGCUGGAUGAAUAGCAUCCGUCACAAUUUGUCCAUGAACCAGGCAUUUGUCAAACGCGAACGCAAGCCGGGCCAAGGUGACUCUGUGAACGAUUCGGGAGAUUCGAAAAAGCAGCUACCAGAAUGGUUCUUGGAAGAUUGGGCUAUCAACGGCGUACAAAGCACAACAAGGUAUCGUAGCAAAACGGCGUCUAGUCGCCAAACUGGCGCAGGUACUCGUACCAGAACGCGCCAAAGCGCAUCAGGACGAGUAAACUCCGGCCGCAGGGGUGGCGUAGCUGCUAGCAAUUCUAAAAGGAACGCGGCAACGAAGAGGGCAAUGAUGACCCGAAACAGCCAUGGCCCGGCAUUUCCCGACGCCAGCAGUAGUGGUAACAACUUGCACGACCCCAUGCAGGCAAUUGGUUACGAUCAUCGUCUCCUCCAUUACCCGCUUCCUGGCGCCCCAAGAAGCGAACAUUUCGCAACACCUAACCCUGGUCACGAAGGUAUGAUGUUGGCGACCAACCCAAUGCAGUCUACAACGUUGCCGACCCCCGACGCAAGCCACGGGUAUGCCUUCGGGUCAGCAAUACCUCAUUAUACCCAAAGCACACAACAUCACAUGUACUCCUUAGAAGAUGUAUCGGGCAUCUAUCAAGGACACCAUGGCGCAAUACCAAUACACGGUAGCCAAGGUAUGGCAACGGCGAUUCCACAAGACUUAAAUGGACUCUUCGAAGAUCACGAAGAAAAUCGCAGUAGGCUCGCCUUUUCCUACUGGAAUGAUCCAACGGCUGGUAGUCAAUACCAGCCCUAGCGACGCCACGUAAGGAUAGUUCAAGUUACCUUUUUGGAUCUAUUCUAUAAUUUCGGCAUGAGACUUCGACA
Annulohypoxylon truncatum is the source of this 1709-nucleotide messenger RNA. RefSeq lists its product as uncharacterized. NCBI's taxonomy places the organism in Eukaryota, Fungi, Ascomycota, Sordariomycetes, Xylariales, Hypoxylaceae. Gene Ontology annotation, biological process: regulation of transcription by RNA polymerase II. The record is from RefSeq and is a predicted model, not a curated record. The transcript has 2 exons. Gene Ontology annotation, molecular function: DNA-binding transcription factor activity, RNA polymerase II-specific; RNA polymerase II cis-regulatory region sequence-specific DNA binding. Bases 1 to 1638 code for a protein of 545 amino acids.